Messenger RNA from Durusdinium trenchii, 1650 nucleotides. The record is from the annotation of a GenBank genome assembly. Lineage: Eukaryota; Dinophyceae; Suessiales; Symbiodiniaceae.
AUGUUUGGCCAGUCCAAGAGCUCUGCACUGCGCAAUGCACGCAUCGAGUCGAGCGACAUUGUGAGGGGCAGAAACACCACCAUCUGGCUGUUUAUCGAGAUCGUCACGCGCAUUGAACCGGAGGGAUCCCUGGAGGUGAUUUGGCCGUACCACCACAUGGAUAUCUUCAGCUAUCCUGAGUGGCUGGAGAACGUGCGGUAUAGCCAUGUCAGGGCAGCUACAGAGCUGGGUUCGAAGCCCGCCCCAUCUUCUCUCCGACUCCGGUACAUUGCCUUCAUUUCGGCCCUAGAGAAGCUUGGGGAUUGGCUGACCCCACCCUUGGGCGAGCUGCGGUUGGAGUUCCGAGCAAACACCUCAGGCUUUGACCCUGGACUCUACAUUUUUGAGAUCAACGCCACCAAUCCUCCGAUGGCGGCGGCGAAUCCAGCGGUCGCUUCUUCACCAUGCAAAUUCAAGGGGUGCAUUUCUUGGUACAGCAAGUCGGAGCUUUUCAAUCCAGUCCUCUACAACCCGCUGACAGGCGUUUGGACUCAUGACGACCAGCCGGUGAACAUGUGGCAGAAGCAGUAUGACUAUCGAACCUCGGUGAAGGCUCACCAGAUCGCCAACCCCAUGGCCAUCGCUGCAGUGGUCAACCUCACGUUGGAUGAACGUUUGGCCUGUGGCCGGGACGACCGGCCUCUCCGCCGGAGUGCGGUUGUGAUUGGCUUUGCGCUGGACCAGUAUGUAUCCAGAUCUGAGGAAGUGUUGGAGAUUCGGGCACCCAUUGGUUGGCUCUUCGACUCGGACUGCCAAGUUAAAACAGAUCCGCAGGAGGUGUAUCCGCCACCUGCAGAGAGGCCAGCUGUGAUAUCCUUGCUGAACAACACGCCUGAGCUGACAGUGCAUGACUGGCCGGCAUCAGCACGCAUCAUCACUUGCCGCGGAGACUCGCACAUAGCCUAUGUGCGGAUUGGACCAGGACUUGAUCGCAGAAGGGUGUACCUGUUCCGGAUUGAGAUCAAACAGAAUCCUGCGAAUACACCCAUUGCCAACACUUGGUCCUUGACCAUGGGCACCGAAUCCUCGGGAGCGAUGGAGGGUUUUCCUGUCUGGACAUUUCCCGGCACUCGCAUUGAACCCGUGCUGCUGGCUUGGACCAACAAGUCCAAUCCAGUGUCCAUGCCUGUGGCCAUCUUCUUUGAGACAACCAACUGGCUCUUCUAUUUUGAGCCACCCAUGACGCCGCUCAGCAAGCUGGCGCCCAUCCUUCGGAUUGUGAUGCCUGCACAGUAUGAGUUUCUGAUUGAAGCCACAGAUCAAGAUAUGCAAGGUGAGCGCUGCUACAUGAGUAUGCAACAAGAAGGCAGUUGCCGGCUUUGUGGCGUUCCAUUCCAGCCGUCAGAAGCAUGGUGCGUGCGCGAAUGGAACCGGAAGAAUGCUGCAGAGAUCCACUUCCAUUCGUCCAAGAUCCUUGAACCACAGUUUCAGUACAGUGUUUGGGUGGUGGUCACAAACCCACACUCGCCUGAUGCGAUCGAUGGGCCGAAAAGCACUUGGCUGAUGGAGACCUUCUUCGGCGAGCCAGUGCCUCCGGCCAUGGCGCCCUACGGCUAUUGGCUGGAUUAUGUGGUGGCACCAGGCCCUGUGUUUUUACAGAAAGAGCAGUAG